GUUAUGUUAUCUAAUAUGAGAUCAGCAUAUGUGAUGGAAGAUGUUGGGCUCAGUGGUAACAGGGGAGCUAGGAGCCAUUCAGCUCAAGGUCUGAGUAAUCUUAUGAGUAGUCCUGCCAUGAAAAUACCUCUUCCUCCUCGUUUGUGGAUCACAGAUGUGGAAGACGAGUCUUCUGACGGGACAGAUGCUAGUGAAAGUGGAGUUCUAAUAGAGAGGGCUCGUGUCAGAUCCAGAUUUCGUCAUUAUAAACAACGGUCAAAUAUUCUUGUGCCUCUUGGCAUUUUUUGGGAUAUUGAGAACUGUCAGGUACCACGAGGUUGUUCUGCAAUAGAUGUGGUAGCAGCAAUCCGAGCCAAGUUCUUGCAGGGCAGACGAGAAGCUGAAUUUGUUGUAGUAUGUGAUGUUAGGAAAGAAGCCCCUACUCGACUUCAGGAAUUAAAUGAUGCUCAGGUAAACCUCAUCCAUGUAUGUGGGACCCAAAAGAAUGCAGCAGAUGAAAAACUAAGGCAAUGCAUGAGGAGAUUUGGUGAACUACAUUCCGCCCCAGCAGCUUUACUUUUAAUUUCGGGUGAUAUUAACUUUGCUGCCGAUCUGAGUGAUUUUAGACAUAGGAAAAACGUGGAAGUGAUAUUGGUGCAUAAACAAAACACGUCAUCUGCCUUAAUCGCGUGUGCCUCCUCUCAUUAUUGCUUUAAUGAACUACUCGCACACUUGCCAAGGAAUCCAAAGACUUUAAGCCAAACGGAAGAAGAAGAAGUGCCAACAUGCGAAAUGGAAGUAGCGAAUUUACCGAUGGACCAACCAGCGGAGCGGGUGUCUCGGCGGUUGCGGCGUCUGGCAGACAACUGCGGCGGGAAGGUCUUAAAAGUAACCGCCAAUACUGCCAUGCUGAGAUUCCCCACUCCUGACCAUGCUUCACGAGCACUGAAGCGUAUGGACGGCGAGGAUGUGUUCGGGCGGAAGAUCAGCACGCGUUACGUGCACAGCAUUCUGCAGCCCGCGUAUUCCAGUGAUGAGGGCUAUGGCACCGCGACCGCCGCACUCCCACCGCAGAGACCUGGAUUCAUGCAGUCGACAUCACCAGCACUGCAAUCGGAGUCGCCGCGCGAGGGUAGUGUAACCGACGCGUUGGGCGCGCAGUGCGCGGCUAGCGAAUGGGCGCUAGCACUGCAGCAGCUGCCCGCACCGACGCCACCGCCGCUCGCGCACUGCCCGCCACCAGCCCCGCGCCCGCGUAAAAUUCGAGGCACCCACGGUUCAGUGAAUCUGGACCGUUCGGGUUGCUCGUCGAGCAACAGCGGCGAUGACCGGCGCGAGAAUAGUAGCCGUGCAGUGUCUCCGUGGAACUGCUCGGGCAGUUUCAGCGAACACAGCGAGGGAGAAGAUGUUGCUGCCGAACUGACCGUCUCCAAUCUACCGCCUUAUGAACCCAGCAGGCUGCAGGAAAUGCUGACUCGUCUGUUCACCCAGUACGUUGGCGUGGUUCGCAUAUGCGUGUGGACAGGCAGCGACGGACCGUUAGCCAGCGUAGUAGUACGCUCCGAAUGGGACGCACGUGUUGCCAUCGCUCGCUUACACAAACGCCGAUUGGAUAGCCAAUGGUCCGGACGCCGUCUGGAGUUGUCUCUGGGAAGGCCUUCACCUGCGCCCAAUCUAGACGUACUCCGUGCUCGUCUGCGUGCCAUCUUACGUGAUCAGCCCAAUCAUAACCUGCCGUUACUGCGCUUACGUGAUGCCUAUGCUAGUCGUCACUGCUGCGCUCUCACUACUUCUGACCUCGCUAAGGUAAAGGACACUGUAGUAACUCACGAGGGCUUUGGACGCAUGGUGCAGCUUGUGGACCUACGGCCCGCAACCGACUCGGAACUGGAGGAAGCUCCGUGGAAAUGCCACUUGCACGCCGGCCCAAGUACUUGUCAUGAGGAUGGCAGUCGUAUCUUGCAACCUGUUUAUAUGGAGAUAGAUACCUUGGCCAAACGCGUCCAGGUGCUGCUUGAGAGUCACGGCGGAAUCCUGCCACUGCUCAGCUUCGUGGAGUGCUACGAGGCGCGGUUUCCGGCCCUGGUGGCGGAGCCGCGACGCGGCGUGGCGUUAGAGCUGCUGCUGCGCAGCGCACCGUCUCUGGCCGUGCGCGACCUGCCCUCGCGCCAUCUUGUGUGGCAGCCCGAAGGCGCACGCGCCGUCUCUCCACCGGACCACCUCAGUGAAAGUUCUCAUUCGAGCGCAGACCGGGACCGCCCUCGCACAGCACCUGUUCUAGAACCAAUGCUAGCGUUGUUCGAGAGGGAACUUGUCGACCUGCUGCGUAGUGCGACGCGUUGCACCAUCCCCUUUAGCAAGCUGAUACCUGCCUUCCAUCACCACUUCGGCCGACAAUGCCGCGUCGCCGACUACGGUUUCACCAAGCUGCCUGAUUUGCUGGCUGCUCUUGGGAAUACUGUGAUCGUGUUAGGGUCAGGCUCGUCCCGCGUGAUCACGCUUUCUGCAUCAGCCCAAAGCCGCCGUUGGACCUCCGACCUCGUCAAAUUGCUUAAAAGCCAGCCUGGCCGGUCGGUGGCUGCUCUAGACAUCGCAGAGCUCUAUCAGGCAACGUUUGGCAAGCCCUUCUCGCCAGCGGAUUACGGCGUGUGUACUUUGCAUGAGUUAAUGCAACGCGUUGCUCCAAAUGCUGUCUUGCUUGCUCUGGAUGGCACUGUUUCAUUGCCACGUCGUACACCAACGCCUGAAGAGCGUGCUCGUUUGCUGCAGUUUGCUAUGCAGGCUGUGGAACUAUUGUGUUACACCCCUAAUCUACGCAUGGAGUUCUCUCGCUUCGUGCCCGCGUACCACGCGCACUUCGGCCGUCAGCUGCGAGUAGCGCACUAUGGUUGCGUGAAGCUCGUCGAGCUUUUCGAGCUCAUUCCAGAGGCCGUGUCGGUGGGCGUAGACCCCAGUGGCGAGCGCAGUGUACGCCUUGCCCCCCUCGCUGCGAGAGCGGUGAUGGCACAGCGAAUGAAAGCCCUGGCACCGAUCCCGCUCUCGAACCUGAGCGCUGCGUACGCGGCGAUGUGGGGCGCGGCGCCGCUGCCGGCGGCUCUGGGGGCCGCGUCUCUGGAGGCGCUGGUGCUGUCGGCGGGCGGCUGCGUCGAGGCGGGCGUGGUGCGUGCGCCGGGGCAGGCACCGCGCUGGGCCACGCAGGCGCUGGCCGCCGCGGCGGCCCUGAUCGCCGACCGCAGCGUCGCGAAGGGCUCCACACAGGAGUAUUUCGCUAACGCAUUCCGUAGACUCGUAGGCAGCGAACCCCAGGUAGCGCAAUUGGCGGCAGCUGAAGUCAUAGAGGUGUGCGAUCGGCGUGUACAGCUGACGCCCACCUGGCGCGCGGUGUGGCGCGUGGCCAGCUUACUGACCGAGCGAACUACUGCCACCACUGCCGAGAUACUCUCCGAGUACACCCGUCGAUAUGAGCCCAAUUUCUGCGCUGAUAUGGGUUUAGAAGGCACGGUGGAAUUUUUGCGCGCGUACUGCUCAGUGUUCACGGAGGUGGAAGGCGGGUGGGGGCUAUGCCCCGGCGUGACUGUCCCGCGUUGCCGCGAGCUGCGUCCGAACGAGGACUACUCCGUACAUGACACUCCGCCUGGUCAAAAAGGAUCCAGUGUGUUCGAUUCGCCAAAGAUGAGCCUGUGGUGCUCUCCACCGGCCAGCGCCCUGCCGGCGCCUACCGCCCUGCUACCACACGACAAUAAACGUCGUACUCGACUGGCAGCGGCGUUCGACUCGGUCUAAUAUUCCAUACCCACCUAAACUACGAGUAAGAGAAUACCAUUCCUUUCGAAAGUAAAAAUUGCAUGUGUUCCGAUAUCACAUGAAGCUGAGGAUAUUACCCAGGGUCGCAACGAAUUUUAUCAACUAGACUAUUUUACAAAAUGUCCUUUAAAUGUGAUGUCUAUAACAAUAAUGUUUUAGAUUGUCUAUAUUUUUGUGUGUUUAUUUAGGUUUAAGAAUUAUGAGCGUUCAUUAAAAUGUUAUAGAGAGCUCUGAUUUUUCGCGAUCUUGAAACAUCAUAUUUAUAUUUUUACCCUCCAUUUUUUUAAUUUUUAUCAACUUGACUACGUGAUAAUUCAGUUUAAACUGUGAUAUUUAGUUUAUUUUCCUUUUUAUGUUUUAGUCUUUCCUAUUGCUAUAAAUUAGUGCCAGGUUGACAUGUCUGGAGAGGUUGAUAAGUGUAUUUAUGGUUGGUCUCGACUUGUCAGCGUGUUUUCUACAUUGCGUCCAUACUAUACGUGUGUUUCAUACACGUUUAGAAUGGGCAUAGUGCCGAUGCGUGGCUGAUAAAUUGGGUGCAACCCUUAGUCAACUAUUUCUUUUAUUUUACCUUUUUGACAUUUGUAUAUAUUUUAUCUUAGGUUUACUUUGAAGGACUGAAACAUAAAUUAGACAUAAUUUAUUAUAUUUAUGUGAAUAUACUGCGAUUUGAACUGGAACUGUCUUGAGUCUAAUGAAUCAAAGUGUUGAAUAAAAGCAGGUUCUAUUUUAAUACCAUCCACUUACAUACAUUUUUUGGCAUAUUGUAUGUUUUUGCCAAAUUUAUUAGCCGGGUACAGAUUAUUUGCAACGUAUACACUACACUUUCCAUCACGUGAGAUGGAGGUCAAAUGCGUACUUAUAUUUUAUAAAACAAAAAUAUGCAAUGCAAUAUUUCUCAUACAUUUUAAUAAAAUGCACGCGAACACACUGUGCGCUCUCUACGCGUGUUGUGAUCCGUCGAUUGUCGGCUUUUCGACAAACAAACAUUUUGAGUGCGCGCAGUACCAUCCUUAUAUAGUGAUCGCGUUGCAUUGAAGUUGCGUUGCAAAUAAUAUGUACCGAUUUUAGUCAUUUUCUUAAAAUGCAUAAAUUUUAAAUACGGAGUGCCCGUUUCAAAUCUAGACAAUUACGCAAAACAUUCGAAAGUUUCUUGAUUUGUGUAAAUGCAAAUUCAGGAAGCAAAGAUUAUUGGUUUAUUCAUUUCUAGUGAACGCUUCAAAUAAGGCUUUAGUUUCUUGGAAUUACUACAAUGUCACACAUAUCAUUUUGCGAUUUGAGGCUCAAACUCAAAACAAUUAGUAUAUAAGUUUACGUAAACAUUUUUACGGUGAUGUAUAGUACUUCUCGAGCUCCUGUAACAUUUUCCGAACGCUAAACUAGAGUACAAUAAUCAUAUGUUGUUUUUUGUCAAUAAAUUUUAUCCUUUGAUAUUGAUCUCCAUUAAUUGUACUUGAUUGUGCAGUAAACAUUUGUUUUGCUUUUAAGAUGUACGUAUUCGCUGAUGUUGUUGUAAUUAAUGUUGUCCUAUUUAAAAUAUCAAGAGUUUUGAGGAAAUUUAGACAUGUAUAUCAUUAAAUUUUGUUUCUGUAUCAGUGUGUUGAUACAAGAAACAGUGCAAUCAAACAAUGUUAAGUCAAUUAUAAGAUAAAUGUUUUUGAUAUAUUUUUAAGGUAAGUCUCACUGCUUUGAUAUAAUAUGCUUGUAUCUUGAAAGUGCAAUUACUUCAUCUACCAAAACAGCUUAAACUUCACAAUCCAUUUUCAAAAUUCGGCAUAGAUAAUUAAAAUAAUUUGUUUUAUGCCACGAAGCUGAAUGUAUGGCCAGUCCGAUAUAUGUUCCAAAGGACUGUCAGAUUCAACACACAAAUUGUAUUAUUAGGUAAAAUUAUGGUCAGUUUUAGUUAAAAAUGAUAAUUAAAUUUAGAAAUAUUAUGUAAAUAGUGUUGGUAAGCUAUCUUGCACAAAGGCAUUCUGUGAUAUACUUGUGUACCAAUGAAUGCCAUACAUUUAUUUUAUAAUUAUACAAAUCGCUGUACAAGUACACAAGUUUUAAGAAAUCGUAUGUGUAUAUAUCUAUGGUGUACAUAUUAGUAUCAGAAGGAAAUUGAUGUACAGCAAUAAUAUUAUAUUUUAAAUGUAAUUGUUCAGAAACAUACUGUUAAGAUUUGAAGAAGUCGUUUACUUGUGGGAGAAUCCCAUUUUGUAGAAAGUUUUCAAAAGCGCCUAACAGUUUGUGAAUAGGAUUACUAUAUAGUUACAUGGAGUUACAGGUUGUGAGCUAGGUUCUUCAGUAGCGUAGCUGGCAAAGAGAGGUUUCUCAAUUGCAAACAUAUACCUGUUGCAUAUCUCUCCUAGCUUGCCGCUGACAAAACUACUUAAUAUUACUGGCACUAUUUACACUACUAUUGUGGAAUGUGAUUGUUUAAGCUUCGAAAUGUUUUUGAAUAUUCAGAAUGAACACUUUUUACGAAGGCAGGCCC
Molecule: messenger RNA, 6262 nt
Organism: Hyposmocoma kahamanoa
Lineage: Eukaryota; Metazoa; Arthropoda; Insecta; Lepidoptera; Cosmopterigidae
Gene: Marf1
Product: meiosis regulator and mRNA stability factor 1
Exons: 21
Coding region: 4-3762 (1252 amino acids)
Biological process (GO): post-transcriptional gene silencing
Cellular component (GO): peroxisome; cytoplasm
Molecular function (GO): RNA nuclease activity; CCR4-NOT complex binding; mRNA base-pairing post-transcriptional repressor activity
Source: RefSeq, a predicted model, not a curated record